Molecule: messenger RNA, 1252 nt
Organism: Daphnia carinata
Lineage: Eukaryota; Metazoa; Arthropoda; Branchiopoda; Diplostraca; Daphniidae
Gene: Sgt1
Product: protein SGT1 homolog
Exons: 5
Coding region: 119-1117 (332 amino acids)
Biological process (GO): protein stabilization
Molecular function (GO): protein-folding chaperone binding
Source: RefSeq, a predicted model, not a curated record
CGACGAAUAAAUAUUCUUGAAAUUCUAGAAGUUUUCCUACGUGUUUUCGUUUUUGGUCUAAGUCAUUAUUUGCUAUCUUGUUAAGGUGUCAAGCUCUUUUAUAAGGCAAACAAUCCAAAUGGAAACUGCGGAAUCCCCGUCGGAAUUAAUUCGUCAGGCUAAUUCAGCUUUUGUUUCGGAAGAUUACGCCGAAGCAGCCGAGCUGUAUACCAAAGCCAUCCAAAUUGAUGACAGCAAACCAGAGUACUACGUAAACCGUGCCCACGCUCUUCAGAAACUUGAACGUCACACAGAAUCCAAAUCUGAUGCUCAGAAGGCCAUUGAUCUUAACCCCGCAGACCCCAAAGCUUACCUUAGAAAGGGAAUAGCUUGUUUCCAUCUGCAACAGUACGAAGAAGCAUAUGAAGCCUUCCUAGCAAGCUCAACUCAUGGGGGUAAUGAUGCUGGUAUUCGGCAAUGGUUAACUUGGGCAGAAGAAAAGCUUCUUAAAAGUAAAAAAACUCCAGUUGCUGUCAAACAUGAUUGGUAUCAGACAGAAAGCCACGUCUGUGUUACAGUUCUUGCAAAAAAUCUCAGCCCAGAUUCUGUCAGUAUAGAAUUUGCUCCAUCAACAAUGAUGAUGAAAGCCAAACUACCAGAUGGAACGGAUUACGAGCUCAAUUUGAACCUAUCUUUCCCAAUCGUGCCCGAUCAAAGCUCAUAUACGGUGAUGAAAACUAAAGUCGAAAUCAAAAUGAAGAAAUGCGACGGUAUUCGAUGGAGCUCGCUCGAAGGUCAAGCACCAGCUAAUGUAAAGCAGAUUCCUGUAGCAAUCCCUGAAUCAUCUACACAGCCACCUGUUUACCCUUCAUCAUCUGCUAAAAAGAAGGAUUGGGACAAGAUCGAGUCUGAGAUCAAGAAAGAAGAAGCCGAAGAGAAACCGGAAGGAGAAGCGGCCCUGAAUCAGCUGUUUCAAAAGAUUUACUGCGACGGAUCGGACGAAAUUCGUCGGGCUAUGAACAAAUCAUUUCAAGAGUCUGGCGGAACUGUACUCAGCACAAAUUGGAAUGAGGUGGCCAAAGAAAAGGUCUCAGUCAAACCGCCUGACGGUGUCGAAUUCAAAAAAUGGGAUGAGUAAACUCUGGCUCUACAAUCGUGUUUUAAACAGAAAUGCCACGCUUAAAUAUUUUGCCUGGUGAAUUUUGUAUCUGCGUCUGUUUCAACCAUCACAAAGUCCCCCACAUUCUUUCAAAAUAAAUCGUUUUGCAUCAUA